Molecule: messenger RNA, 1042 nt
Organism: Aspergillus steynii IBT 23096
Lineage: Eukaryota; Fungi; Ascomycota; Eurotiomycetes; Eurotiales; Aspergillaceae
Product: cinnamoyl-CoA reductase
Exons: 5
Coding region: 1-1029 (342 amino acids)
Molecular function (GO): oxidoreductase activity, acting on the CH-OH group of donors, NAD or NADP as acceptor
Source: RefSeq, a predicted model, not a curated record
AUGCUGAACAGCGACGAGUAUGCGAUCCCCAUCGGCUCCGAGAUUCUGGUAACCGGUGCCAAUGGCUAUAUCGCCUCCCAUGUUAUCGACAUCUUAUUGAAGAUGGGAUACAUGGUGAGAGGCACGGUGAGAGCCGAAAAGCCGUGGUUGGACCAGUACUUCAGCGAGAAGUAUGGGGACAGUGUGUACAAGUCUGUCAUCAUCCCUGCGUUCGAUGACGUCGAUGCUUUGAGAGAGGCAUUGAAGGACGUUUCGGGUGUUAUUCAUAUUGCGAUGGACGUAACUUUUACUUCCGAUGAUCCCGCUGCUGUUAUUCCGUGGGUCAAACGAGCCAUUGGAUCUUUACUCGAAUUAUCCGCAGAAGCAAAGACCGUAAAGCGGUUCGUUCUGACAUCCUCCAACUCUGCUGCUCAUAUGCCCACCCCCGAUGUCUAUGUUAGAAUUGAUGAAAAUACCUGGAACGAAACGUCUGCCAAGGCAAUGUUGGAUGAAUCGACGCCCCCGGAAAAGAAAGGAUACCAUGUAUACGCCACCGCCAAAACGGAGGCAGAGAGGAGUGCCUGGGAGUGGGUAAAGAACAACCGCCCGGAGUUCGAAUUCAACAGUGUUCUGCCAGAUGGAAAUUAUGGACGUAUCCUGCACCCCGAGAUAUUCGGAUCCACGAUGGGCUGGUUGCGAAACGUCCUCAAAGGUGAUGAUGGGAUCAUGCGUAGAUUUCCACCUCAGUGGUAUAUCAACGUUGAAGAUACUGCACGGCUGCACGUCGCAGCUCUGCUCAGCCCAGAGUUCAAAAAUGAACGAAUCUUUGCAUUCGCGGCUCCGUUUACUUGGACAGAGAUAAUCGGCAUUCUGAGAAAAUUGCGACCGGAUAAUACGCUCAUACCCGAUGCUCCUGAAAACGAAGGCCGGGACAUCAGUGAGGUUGUGUUGGCCCCGAGAGCAGAGCAGUUGCUGAAGGACUUCUUUGGCCGACCUGGCUGGGUUAGUCUGGAGCAGAGUAUUUUGGAGGGGCUUGAGGGUAUGGAAUAGUAGUUUUGAUUAU